AUGAAGAAAAUGGAAGAUGAAGCUAGAGAGCAACCGGCAGACGGGGAAACCUCCGAUAGAAAUUAUUGCGCAAUUGCAGCUGUUCAGAAUGUAGUUGGAAUUGAUGGUCGUGCAAAACAAAUCACCGACUUACUGGAAAUGAAAGUCAAUGAUGAGGUGCGCAUUAUUGGAAUCUUUGGAAUUGAUGGAAUUGGCAAGACGACUCUUGCCAAGGCUGUAUACGACCAGAUCUCUUCUUGUUUCGACGGUUGUAGCUUUCUCGCAGAGGUCGACGAAACCACCCAAAAUUCUCGUGGUAUUCAGUUUUUGCAAAAUAAGUUGAUACGUGAUAUCCUUGAACGAGAUUGUGAAGAUCUUUCUUUCGAUGAAACAAUAGAGGAUUUUGUGGAUAUAUUUCGUGAAAUGAAAGUUCUAAUAGUUGUCGAUGCCGUGGAAAAGCCAUCCGAUCUUCAUGCUAUUGUAGGAGACCAGCUUCAUUGGUUCGGUCCAGGUAGUCGAGUAAUUCUGACUUCUCAAAAUGAGGAAAUUCUCGAAGGGUAUGAUUCGGACAAGGCUCCCACCUACAUGGUUAGUGAGUUGGAUGAUGGUCAAUCUUUUGAACUUUUCUGGAAGCAUGCAUUCAGGAUGCAAUCUUCCAUACCUGAUUAUGAUGGACUCUCAAGCCGCAUUGUCAAUGCUACAAAGAAACUACCAUUAGCAGUCGAAGUCGUCGGUUCAUUUUUGCGGGGUAAAUCAAUACAAGAAUGGGAAAAGAUGGAGAAGUCGAUGACAGCACGUCCGAUGAGUUCUCAAAAGACUACGGUUGGCCUUCAAGAGCUAUUGGAUAUAUGUUACGGAGAACUAGAUCAUCGGCAAAAAGAUAUAUUUCUGGACAUAGCAUGUUUUAUCUCAGGUGUGGAUGCCCGAAUUGCUUCAUAUCUGUGGCCCAAUUGUUAUCCAUCCUCUGGUUGCAUUCUGAUGCCCCUGGCAAAAAUUGGAGAAAACAAUGAAUUGCAGAUGCACGGAUUGCUGAGACGCCUUGGCAAAAGAAUUUUUGAGCAAGAGGGAUCUGGAGAUCCAAUUGGGAGAAAAUUUUACAUACAGGAGAAGGGAAAGGAAAACGUUGAAGCUCUCCCCAUUGACUUCACAGCUGAAUAUUUUGAGAUGAUGCCAGAACUACGGUUUCUCAAGUUGGAUAAUGCCAAAGUUUCCGGAAACUUUGAAGGUGCAUUUGCUAGUUUAAGGUGGCUCUGUUGGCAAAGGUGUCCUCUGGAUUUUAGUGCAGAAAAUUUUUUUGUUAACAGAGUUGGUCAUUCUUGAUCUAUCUUGGAGCAAAGUCACAGGAGAUUGGGGAGGUUGGGCUGAAAUCAAGGUCGUUUAGUAUUUGGUUGUUUUAUGUUUGCUUUCUUGAAUUAUAUAUCUGGGAAUUGACCAUGUGUGGGUUUUCUGUUUUGGAUUUGCAGAUGGUGAAAUUGAAAGUUUUGAAUCUUACAGGUUGUUCUAACUUACUGAUCACUCCCGACUUCUCCGAUUACAAAGAUUUGGAAAUCCUCAUUCUUGAACGAUGUUCUCGUUUGGUGAAGCUACAUCCUUCGAUUGGCCAUUUGAAACGUUUAGUGUCCCUGAAUUUGAAGUUUUGCUCCCUGAUU
Eucalyptus grandis is the source of this 1628-nucleotide messenger RNA. Its product is annotated as TMV resistance protein N-like. Gene Ontology annotation, molecular function: ADP binding. The transcript has 2 exons. The record is from RefSeq and is a predicted model, not a curated record. NCBI's taxonomy places the organism in Eukaryota, Viridiplantae, Streptophyta, Magnoliopsida, Myrtales, Myrtaceae. Gene Ontology annotation, biological process: defense response. Bases 1 to 1299 code for a protein of 432 amino acids.